Molecule: messenger RNA, 5804 nt
Organism: Drosophila biarmipes
Lineage: Eukaryota; Metazoa; Arthropoda; Insecta; Diptera; Drosophilidae
Gene: Taf4
Product: transcription initiation factor TFIID subunit 4
Exons: 10
Coding region: 977-4186 (1069 amino acids)
Biological process (GO): transcription initiation at RNA polymerase II promoter; DNA-templated transcription
Cellular component (GO): transcription factor TFIID complex
Molecular function (GO): RNA polymerase II general transcription initiation factor activity; protein heterodimerization activity; DNA binding
Source: RefSeq, a predicted model, not a curated record
CCACAAAUUGCCCCCGACAUCUGCAGGCUGUACAAAACUGAUACUGAGACACGCACACACACACAUGGGCGAGCGUACACGGACGUGGGUUUAUGCCACCACCCGCUGGCCGCAAAAGUAGAAAUUACUAAUACUACGGCUGGCACGAUGCUCCAUAUUGCCACCGGAGAUAGGGUUUUAUUGCCAUUUUGUUUUUUUUUUUAAUGUUUUGGCUGGUCAUAUAUGACAAAAAAUAAACAAAUAUAUAUUUCUGCUCGCUAAAAAUUAACAUUUAAGUGUCCCCGAUUAACUAUUAAAUGUGACGGAUUUGCGGCAAUUGCAAACUCGCCGCCCGCAUAAACGUGCAGCCUUGCCAGAUUGCCGGUUACGUGUUUCUCGCCCGCCAUCUGGCAACGCGCGCCUCCCUCGAUUUUCGCUUUACACGCGCAUUCGUGAAAAUGGCGGCGUUCUGGCACCGUCGCUGCCAAAUUUUUUGUACAUCAAAAUAAUCAAAAUAAAGCAUUCUUCCAGUGCUCAACAAACAGUCCGUGCGAGCGCGCGCGUGUGUGUGUGUGCGCAGGAAAAACCGCCGAUCGGGAAAGGCGUAGGAAAAGUCCCCCGGGGCAUCAAACAAAAGGCAGCAGCGAAUUAGCAAGAUAACACACACGCGACGACGACGUCGGAUGCGCCAGGAGAAAGGCGACGACGACGGCGGCGAAGGCGAAGGCGACUGAGCCAGCGCAGCACUAAGUCAGCGGAGCACCCGCUUCUCUUGGCCAAGUUCUGGGAGCGCACAGCAUGCAACAAGAACAACGGCCGCACCACCUCCUCCACAACCGCGACGACGACAGGAUGUGCGCUAGUAGUUGAUCGGAACAGGAUCGCUCGCCCACAACACACAAGAAAGGUCAAAGGAAGGGAGUCACACUCGCCAACAAAACCAACAACAUAAACAAAACAACAACAACAACAACACCACCAGCACACACACAGCACGAUGAACACCAGCCAGACAGCUGCCGGCAAUCGCAUCACUUUCACCAGCCAGCCGCUGCCCAAUGGCACCAUCAACAUAGCCGGCAAUCCCGGCGCCGUCAUAUCCACGGCCCAGCUGCCGAACACCACCACCAUCAAGACCAUCCAGGCGGGGAUCGGUGGUCAGCAUCAGGGAUUGCAGCAGGUCCAUCAUGUCCAGCAGCAGCAGCAGCAGGCGCAACAGCAGCAGCAACAACAGCAGCAACAGCAGACGCAAUCCGCCGGUCAACCGCUGCUGAACUCGAUGCUGCCGGCGGGCGUGGUGGUGGGCAUGCGCCACCAGGCGCCAUCGCAGCAGCAGCAGAAGAAUGUGCCCACCAACCCGCUCAGCCGUGUGGUGAUCAACUCGCACAUGGCGGGCGUGAGACCGCAGAGUCCAUCGAUAACUUUAAGCACACUUAAUACGGGUCAGACCCCGGCAUUGCUGGUCAAGACGGACAACGGAUUCCAGCUGUUGCGCGUGGGCACGACGACGGGUCCGCCGACGGUGACACAGACCAUAACCAACACCAGCAAUAACAGCAACACGACAAGCACCACAAACCAUCCCACAACCACACAGAUCCGUCUGCAAACUGUGCCGGCUGCAGCUGUAAGUAGAUACCAACAACAACAACAACAGCAACAUCAGCAGCAACAGCAGCAACAAUCGCAACAGCAACAGCAGCAACAAGCAACCAACAGCACUACCGCCAGCACUAGCAUUGCACUGCGCAAAACGAUUGUCCGUACAUCAUCCACAGUCCCAUCCAGCAAUAAUAACAAUAACAAUAAUAAUAAUAAUAGUAUUAUCAAUGCCACCACCACCACCACCACCACCACUACCAACAACAACAACAACAACCAGAACAACAACAAACCCGCUACUAACCAGCAACAGCAGCAACAGAAGCUCCAACAGCAGCAACACCUCAAGGCCCAGCAGCAACAGCAGCAACAUAAGCAGCAACAGCAACAGGCAUCCGCUGCGGCUGCCGCUGCAGCAGCUGCCGCCAAUGUGGCGGCCACCAUAAAGAUCAAGCAAAACUCGAUGACCAGCACGACCGCCACCAGCAACAUUAUCGUCAAUUCGGUAGCCAGCAGUGGCUAUGCGAACUCAUCGCAGCCGCCGCACUUGACCCAACUGAAUGCGCAGGCGCCGCACUUGCCGCAGAUCACGCAGAUCCAAACGAUACCGGCCCAGCAGUCCCAGCAGCAGGUGAACAAUGUGAGCUCCGCGGGUGCAGUGGCGUCGGCGGUGAGCAGUACGACGGCGGCGGCGACGACGACGCAGCAGGGCAAUACCAAAGAAAAGUGUCGCAAGUUUCUAGCCAAUUUAAUCGAAUUGUCGACACGGGAACCGAAGCCGGUGGAGAAGAAUGUGCGCACCCUCAUCCAGGAGCUGGUCAAUGCGAACGUGGAGCCGGAGGAGUUUUGCGACCGCCUGGAGCGCUUGCUCAACGCCAGCCCGCAGCCAUGUCUGAUUGGAUUCCUCAAGAAGAGUUUGCCCCUGCUCCGGCAGGCGCUGUACACCAAGGAGCUGGUCAUCGAAGGCAUCAAACCACCGCCUCAGCAUGUGCUCGGUCUGGCCGGACUCUCUCAACAGCUGCCCAAAAUACAAGCCCAAAUCCGUCCGAUCGGUCCCAGCCAGACAACGACCAUUGGACAGACGCAGGUGCGCAUGAUAACGCCGAAUGCCUUGGGCACGCCGCGACCCACCAUUGGCCACACGACGAUAUCGAAGCAACCGCCCAACAUAAGGCUACCCACGGCACCGCGACUCGUCAACACAGGAGGGAUUCGCACCCAGAUACCUUCGUUACAGGUGCCUGGACAGGCGAACAUAGUGCAAAUUCGUGGCCCGCAGCAUGCGCAACUGCAGCGCACGGGAUCGGUGCAAAUCCGGGCCACCACUCGGCCGCCAAACAGUGCGCCCACCGCGAACAAACUCACUGCCGUCAAGGUGGGCCAGACGCAGAUCAAAGCGAUCACGCCCAGCCUGCACCCGCCCUCGCUGGCCGCCAUCUCUGGCGGACCACCGCCGACGCCCACGCUGUCCGUUUUGUCCACGCUGAACUCCGCCUCGACCACCUCGCUGCCGAUACCGUCGCUGCCCACGGUCCACCUGCCACCCGAAGCUCUGCGAGCCCGUGAGCAGAUGCAAAACUCGCUGAACCACAACAACAAUCACUUCGAAGCGAAGCUGGUGGAGAUCAAGGCGCCGUCGCUGCAUCCGCCGCACAUGGAACGGAUCAAUGCGUCUCUUACACCGAUAGGAGCCAAGACGAUGGCAAGGCCGCUGCCAGCGAUCAACAAGACACUGGGUAAAAAGAAACGUGACGCCAUGGAGAUGGACGCCAAGUUGAAUGCGUCGAGCGGAGGCGCCGGAUCAGCGGCUAACUCAUUUUUCCAGCAAAGCUCCAUGUCCUCUAUGUACGGCGACGAUGAUAUCAACGAUGUUGCCGCCAUGGGUGGCGUUAAUCUGGCGGAGGAGUCGCAGCGGAUUCUCGGUUGCACGGAAAACAUUGGCACGCAGAUUCGAUCGUGCAAAGAUGAAGUGUUCCUCAAUCUGCCCGCCCUGCAGGCCCGGAUACGGGCCAUUACGUCGGAGGCGGGCCUGGAUGAGCCGUCGCAGGAUGUGGCCGUUCUGAUAUCGCACGCCUGCCAGGAGCGACUGAAGAACAUUGUGGAGAAGUUGGCUGUGAUAGCGGAGCACCGCAUUGAUGUCAUCAAGUUGGAUUCACGCUAUGAGCCCGCCAAGGAUGUGCGCGGACAGAUCAAGUUCUUGGAGGAGCUGGACAAGGCCGAGCAGAAGCGACACGAGGAGCUGGAGCGGGAGAUGCUGCUGCGGGCAGCCAAGUCGCGAUCGCGCGUCGAGGAUCCCGAGCAGGCCAAGAUGAAGGCGAGGGCCAAGGAGAUGCAGCGCGCCGAGAUGGAGGAGCUGCGUCAGCGAGAUGCCAAUCUGACGGCUUUACAGGCGAUUGGACCUCGGAAAAAGCUGAAGCUGGACGGCGAAGCGGCCAGUGCGGGAGUGGGUUCCAGUGGCGGCGGAGUGCUCAGCAGUUCGGGAUCUGCCCCGACGACGUUACGGCCGCGCAUCAAGCGUGUGAACCUGCGCGACAUGCUCUUCUACAUGGAGCAGGAGCGCGAGUUCUGUCGCAGCUCCAUGCUGUUCAAGACAUACCUCAAGUGAUCGCUGCUGUUGCCCAUCAUUCGCACCGUGUUCUCCUCGCAGAUUCUCCUACUCCGUGGACUGUCGUCGUCGUCGUCGUUGUGUCUCCAGCUUUACGAUUUCAUCCAUUUGCAAUAUAAUUUAGCCUCAAAUUUAACUGCGUCGCGUCUCCCCCCUUGUUGUUUCUUUUUUAGUUAGGCGGCCCUAUUUAAUUUCUAUAUUUACGUUUACACACUUAAACCCUAAAUUCUAAUCGUAUUUGAUUUAAGCCUAAUUUAAAGCUCGUUUAUUUCUCCCAAUAAAUUGUCUGUAAAACUUAAACCAAACCAAUCCAAAAAAAAACACAAAAACAAAAUCAGAGUAACGUAAACGAAAAGAUUAAAUAAUAGAGUGGAAUAUUAAAGUACAGAGAACGCGCAGUCAGCGGGCGUUUGAAUUGUAAUUUGUAUCAUAGUGUUUGCAUCAACUGCAUUGACGGCCUUAUCUAAACGAUAUAAACAUAAAUAUUAAUAUUUAAUUAUUUAGCUUAGUUUGUUAAACGAAAACAAAGCAUAAUUUAUAGAUAUUAAGCGAAAAGUAAGAGCGCGCGCGCGAUAACACGAGAAAUCGAAACCGAAUUACAGAUAGAUGGUUUUUAAAACCAAAAGAUCGAAACAAGUUCAGCAAAAGCUAAAGCAAAAAUUUAACAAAACACAUCAAAAUGAGAAGAGAAAAGAUAUCCAUUUAAACAUUAAAACAUUGAAUUAGUUCUAGUUGUUUAAACAAAGCGAUGUAAUUUUUAAUUACCCAUUAUGUAUAAACGGAAACCAAUCGUUAGGCAAGACCACAAACAAAUUGUAAAUACAUGCUAGGAUACGGUUUUUCUAAUAGAUAACUAGGUAAACGCAAACGUAAUUAACGAAUUCUCGAUGGCUAGGAGCGGUGGGAACGCAGAGAUCUUAGUACACCGAUAUAAAAUAUGUUUUAGUGGCGCUCGUUCAUCCAUUGAAAACCACGGUUCCCCCAAAUCCCAAAACGACCCCGAUCCAACCCGGCCUACACACACAAAAUAGACAAAUUUUAUACAAUUAGCCGGUUAAAUCUUGUAAAAUACAAUCCCAAAACAAAAGAAAAUUAUAACAAAUAAAUUAACAAUUGAUGUAAUUCAAUAAAACUAAGCAAAAAGGAACAAUUCUAAAAAAAUUCUUUGUGUGUACAUUAAAUUAAUAUUGAAAAACAAAAAGCAGGCAAACGCAACCGUAAACACAGCGCAUAGUUUGGUAGGCAUAUAACUGAAUAUAUAUAUAUUAUUAUUAUUAUUAUGUUUUAACAUUAAGCGAAAAAAAAUAAAAGAAAAAAUUCAGAAAACUUCAACUGAGCACGGAAAAUUGUUAGUGGGGAAAAUGCAGAAUUAAUUCGAGUGCGCAGUGUUUUCUUAUACAAUAUAUUAUUUUAUGUCGGAUGGAUUUUGUAACGGUAUCUCAGUUAAUUAGCUAGUUAAAUAAUUACAAUUUAUGUAGUUGAAUUAAUUAAUUUUAUUGCUAUUUUUAUAUUCAUUUAUUAUGUUAAUUAAUAUUACUGAAAUUUUGUGUAGCCCCAUAGAAUGAAAAUCUAACACAAAAUAAACAGAACCAAAUUCACGUUUGGAUUCAACUAGAAA